GACGCUGGACUUUUGCGUGGUUACUUUUCCGAACGUUGACUUUGCGCUACGGCCAUACCGCGCUUGGAUUAAAAAGGACUCACAUUAAUCGAAAAUACCGGGUAGAUAAACGCGAACGUUGCACGAAGAAGAACUGUGUAUCAUUAAGGUAGCAUGAAGGAUGAAAAAGACAAUGAUGAUCACUCAGAUAAAGGGCAUCAAAAACACAAGAAAAGGACCAAGCUGUUGGUUAACCAGCUUAAGGAGCAAAUUGACUUCUAUUUUAGUGAUUCCGCAUUGCUGAAAGACAGGUUUUUGAAGCAGCAAAUAGAAAAUCACCCAGAUGGAUAUGUUGCCAUCAGCACUAUCGCCAGCUUCAAUAAGAUAAAACAAAUGACAGAUGAUAUAAAACUUGUCAAGAAAGCUAUGAAGUUAUCACAGCAACUGGAGUUGAAUGAAGAUGGUACCAUGGUAAGAAGGAUGGCCCCCCUGCCACAACCCAGAAAUGUUGAUGCUGAGACUGUAUAUGUUGAAAAACUUCCUUUUCAUGCAGAUCAUGACUGGCUUAAAAAGGUGUUUAGUGAGUUCGGCAAAGUCCUCUAUGUGAGCUUGCCUCGUUUCAAGCAUAAUGGAGAAAUCAAAGGGUUUGCUUUCAUUGAAUUUGAAUCAAAGCAACAAGCAGAACAUGUCGUACAGAUGUUUAACAGAGAAUCCAAGACAAAAAAAGAAGAAAAAAGAGAACCCUCUAUUGACGAUAAAACAAAGAUUAAGAAACGCAGGAGGUCACACAGUGAAUCUGACCUAGAGUCAUCCAAGCUGAGCUUGAGUCAAUCGGAGAGGAAGAGGCGGCGGACCACCAGCGAGACUUCAGUAGAUUCCAACGAGAACGCCUCUCCGUUUAAACCUCCGCCAUGUAAGAGAUCAGCACGUAAUGAGAGUGGUACCGCAGACAAGAGUGUGGGAGGCACUCCAGAGGCUGAGAAAACUGCAGAAGGAAGUAAAACUAGGAAACGUAAGAAAAGCGUGCGGUGGGAGGGCAGUGAAGAAGAAACGGGCUUAAAUGCGGAAAGCGAAACACGCGAUAGUGAGGGUGAAUGCUCAAUAAAAAAGAAGAAAAGCUCCGAGUCUGAUACAAACGACAAGAAGGAGGAAGAUACGUGCGAAAGCCAGAAGAAACACAAGACGAGGAAACGGAAAAAGAAAAACAAGGAGAAAAAAGUUGCGUCGCGUUUGCCUCACUUGCGAGUCAUCUCAAAAUUAGAAUGGCAACGUCUGAAAGAGGAAUACAAGUCUUUGCAGCGACAAGCUAUGCAGGACCUGAAGAAACAACUAAAACAGACAUCUGAAGCUCAACAGCAAACUGAAACAAACUCAGCGCCCAAAGCUAAACCAGCCAAACCUAGCGUGCCUUCACCGACCCAAACCGCUCCAAACAAAAUACCACCAGACCUUCCACUUAUUCAAGGAGUGGUCCUCCGAUUCAACCGCCUUGACAAUGAACUCUCAACUAAAGACGUUAGGAAAACGUUUUCUUCAUAUGGUCCAGUGGCGUUUGUUGAGAUGGAUGAAGCUACCGGAGUGGGUUAUGUGCGUUUUCACACUCCGGAAAAGUGCACCAGCAUCUUGGAGCAACUCUCGUCCGAAGCUUCCCCCUCUGUGAAAGUGACCUCACUCACAGGCGAGGAAGAGAAACAGUACUGGAAGAAAAUCAACGCAGACCGUGUGGCCCGAUUUCAGGCAAAGCGUGAAAAAAAGCGAGGAACCGAGAAGGUGAUAUCGCGCGUAAAACAGAUGAAGUGCAGACACGUCAGCAAUCCAAACAGAUUCACAUCCGGUUUGACGAAGCUUGACAAACGGCAAGUCAACACCGCUGUACGACCUGUAUUCAAACUGGUUUUAAAUCUAGUUCGACGAUGGAUAGGCAUGUUACCUAAAACACAGAUUUAUUGCCCAAGUUGCGAACGUGUGUUAUAUGAGCGGUUUGAAACUUACUCCGUCUAAGCAUGAUCUAAGCGGAUAUUAGGAUUCGUGUAUCAACAACGGUACAUAUGGACACGGAUUUGAGUAUCAACGAAGGACAUUUUUGUUAAGGUUCCUAACUUUAGUUCAAGGUCGAAUAGAUUGAUUGCUGGGAUGACUAUUAUCUCGAUUUCUCUUUUGUACAUAUACUACAGAUUAAGUAAUGCUCCGUGUAAGAACUACGGUGAAUCGAUAGGUCCUGCGGCAAUAGGGGUUCGUUAUCUUUUUAACUAAUCUAAUUAAUAUUGCUAUGCUUAUUGGUUCAAGACGCUCUGCCCGCCAAAUUUGAACUUUGGAGUCACAUUUCUCUGAAAUAAGUGCUCUUGCACUCAUAUUUAUUAGGGGGCUUAGGUUCGAAGUAAGAAAGCUUUCAACCUUUGCAUUUUUGUUAAAAUCGUAUGUUCGGAGCAUGGAGAAAUCCCUUUCGGAUAUCUGCUAAUAACUUUUUAUACUUCACUUAUUACACUUUUGCGCUUUGUCUCUUGCCAAAGCAAACAUUCCGCUGGCUAAACGUGUGAAAAUACGGUCUCACAUUUCCAAAAGCCUGUUAGUGCGGUAGAAUUUAGCUUUCCAAAGAAAGUCACUUUUUCUUUCAAAGAUUUUUGACAACGAUUUUCAUAUUAAGAUUGACAACUAAAACGAUUCACGCCUUUAAAUAAAGUUACCAAUUUUGCUUUAUUCGAUCCUCAAUACAACUAUUAUCGCAUACAAGCCACAGCAAUAAAGUUUACUGGAAUUCACAGUAGUAGCAGCCCUCUAAUUAUUAUUUCAUCGACACAGACAGAACACACAAUAUUUUCUUAAAACAAGCCGCAAGCAAGGUUUAUUCCAUAAGCUCAUUGAUGAAGUCGAGAGUGUCCAGCUUAUAAUCGGGGUCUCCGUCUUCGAUACAUAGUGAGUCCUCAUGGCCUACUAUGUAUCUUCUACUUCAAUGCAUCGUUCUAUGUCCUUUAGUUCUAUGUCCCUUUGUUUAGUUGGUGCUUUCAUGAGUCGUACAGCAUCAACUGAUGACGGCAAAAUUUGCCCUAGUGCAGAGGUUUCCUCAAUGUCCUGUAAAAAAAGUACACACAAACUUAAGAUUCCUUCUCAACUUCAUUUCUUGAAUAUCAGAACUUAUAAAAAAUACAAGGCAACUACAGUCAACUCCCUCAGAAGCAGACACGUCAGGAACUAAAAACAGUGUUACAAGGGCUGUCAGCUAAUGAAAAUGAAGAAAGACAUUGUUGCUUACAAUUCUUUCACUUAGACGGGAGUUUGCUGUACCUAAAUUUCAGGGUGUCAAACCCUAGGAUGUUUCGCUACAUUCAAGGAAUACAUUCGGGCUUGUUGGUAUUUACAUUUCACCCAGCUUAUAAAUCAGGCUCAAAUAACUCAUAUUUACAUAUUCACAUCGUAAACUCAAAUGACAACUUCCCGUAAUAAAACUCUUUAGUAAAAUAGAACGAGUAAAAUAUUUCGUUCCCUUCUGAACCAAUUAUUUGUCUCUCAAGUACUUAUUGACCUAUGAAUUUUUUACCUGGAAUGGUUCUAACGCGGCUUCAGCAGCAGCGCUGGUCUCAGAGGUUUCCGGUUGGAAAAACACGCUGGAACUUGAGGCAGUUUCAUCUCUACAGCUCUGCAAUUUUGAUUUUCGAAAUAAAUAACAAAUUGAAAAGGAGGAUCAAGACUGGUCAAGACAGUACAGAAUCAGCAGAAUCUAUACGGCAAGCGACAGAACAUUGACUUUGAGAAAGAUCAUUUUUCUCACCUCGUGUGAAGUUUUCAUGCGUUUGUUUCCAAGCUCCAAAUCGACUCGCUGUCGGCAGUAUGUACAAAUGCUUCUAGACCAGCCCUCAAGGACCUCUGUUCCACAUCUGAAGGCUUACUGCCACACCAAGCCUCGUGGUUUGGGCAGCAACAUGCCUGCCUUUUGAACACCAUACCAAGCUUUUCUAACUUCUCGGACAAAGUUUGCAAGCAAACAGAACUCAGAAGCGUUUCUUUAAAGUAUAUACAAUAGAUUUUCAAACUAUUUUCGAAGAGAUAAUGAAUAGCGAGAGACUUGUCUUAAUAUAUCGAGGAGGAAGCAUGUAGAAUUCAAAAUGGCGACGUGAGCGCUAGGUCGGAAAUGUAACUUCCGAACAUACGAUUCGGACAAAACUCGGGGAUAAGUCGUAACAAUGCAACCUUUGUUUUAUUCUUAAUUUAAAUGUUUGUCAAUCAAUGGAUAAGAUACGGAAAACACCCGAAGAUGUAUUUUAGCCAAUCAGAGGGCAGAAUUUUACUGAAGUUUUAUAGCUACUUCUGCGCAUGCGUUGCCGCAGGGUACCGUAGUUCUUACACGAACCAUUACUUAAACUACAGGAAGAGAAGCUAAUACCCUAAAAGAAGGGAGAGGAUUGUAUUUUAAUUAUGACGCGACGAGGCACACUAGUAAAAAGAAGUUUGUAUUGAUA
Molecule: messenger RNA, 4433 nt
Organism: Nematostella vectensis (starlet sea anemone)
Lineage: Eukaryota; Metazoa; Cnidaria; Anthozoa; Actiniaria; Edwardsiidae
Product: la-related protein 7
Exons: 13
Coding region: 154-1980 (608 amino acids)
Biological process (GO): RNA processing
Cellular component (GO): nucleus
Molecular function (GO): mRNA binding
Source: RefSeq, a predicted model, not a curated record